AAUACAUGGUGGUGGAUCAGCAGGCAGGUCAGCAGGCUAAACACAGCAGGUACCUUUAUUUUGAGAACUGGGACUUCACAUGCAAUAAUUGGAUGCGACGAGGAUCGUAAUUAAGUUUGGAUUCAUCUGGUUUACCAAGAGAGAGAGAGACGCGGAUCCUGGUCAACAUAUGUGUUUGGAAAAAUAAGACUUUCUGCAAGGUGGAGCUCUGCAGGAAUGUCUUCCAGCUAGCUCGCUAACAUGCACUUUUGUGUGUGAAUUUGCACAGAAACUGGACUCCUGGAGACACAGAACUGGAAUUUACAUAGACUCCGAUAGUUUCUAAUAUUUUAAUACCCACUCGUUUCCACUGAGUGAAAGCCAUGGCGCGCUUUCGUCUCGCAGACACAGCCAGUUAGCGAGUUAGCUCGUGAGCUCGCCGGCGGAGCCGCCAAGAGCCGCCAGCCGGGGACGGAGCCCGAGAGUCGGCCUGCGCGCUGACGCGAUGCCGCUGGUCGACUGCGGCCUACCCCUAGUGCUCACCUCAGCGAGCUAACCCCGGUUGGAUGUAGCGGGCCGCCUCACAUUGUUUUAAUUAGAUAAAUCACAUGAGCACUUUUAAGUAAAAAUUAUUUGAGCAUAGUCAGUGCAAUUGGGAUAGUAAAAACUAGCAAAAUCAGCUCGCAGUGGGUCAUCUAGGUUGGCAUCUCUGCCCAAAGCUGCCCAUGUAAGGAGGGUUUGGUGGCAAUUUAACACUAAAUAUUCAAGUUAAUCCUGCGCUUUUAUAUUUAAUCUAAGCUUUAAGCGUUUAGGCAGUUUCUUUUAUGGUAUGGUUUGGCAAUUUGGAUUUAAACUGGCAAUAAUAGGCAUGGGUGUUGUUGACCUGCAGCACAGUCAGAUACAGUAUUCAUUCAUUCAUUCAUGAUUGAUGACCCCUGAGGACGCACACCGUCUUCUAUCCACUUUGUCCACAGCAAAACCAGUACAUCACAAGCCACUAGCAGUUCCUACUAUGUCUGUAUAUAUAUUUUAAACCACUAACAGGCUUACACUGCAAAAUUUGAGUGUUUUAGUUUUAGCAGCACUUUCUUGAAGAAUCCCACUGACUGAACCGUACUGGAACUGCCGGUGUGUGGAGGGGAAUAUGUGGGACACGCCGUCUGAUCUGAGCCAGUGUCCAAGUAUCUUGAAGAUCUGAUCAAAGCUCAACAGAGAGCCCCAUUGUGAGGACUGUACACCGGAGAGGAAAGAGAUGGUGACGAUGAUAAAAGCGUCCCAGCAACAGUGUUGAUCCCGCACCAGGAAGUAGAGGAGUGCCACAGGGCUGCAGACAUGAGUCUCCGCCAACCUACUUCCACACUGGACAGCCCUUUCGCUGCUUGGCUCAGCAGUCUGACAAUUGGGGACUCGGAGCGCAAAUCCUCAGCCAGCCAGCAGAAAGAGUCAACGGCUGACGUCAUUGCUGAGAGUACAAGUCCUGGUCUUGUCCAGAGGUGUGUGGUUGUGCAGAAGGACCAGCUGGGUUUCGGCUUCACGGUGUGUGGAGAGCGAAUCAAGCUCGUGCAGAAUGUGCGGCCAGGUGGUGCAGCAGUCAAAGCCGGCGUUCAAGAGGGGGACCGAAUCAUAAAGGUUAACGGCUCGUUAGUGUCUUCCAUGUCUCAUCAGGAAGUGGUGAAGCUCAUAAAAUCUGGAACCUACGUCGCUUUAACAUUACAAGGACCGCCACCGUCAACUGCCUCCAUGCCCCUGGAGCCCCUCCCCACUGACCUCACGCCCAAUCAGCGAACAUCUCUGGGUGGAGAGGCUCCACCUCCUCCGCCUCCACCCUUACCGUCUGGGCUGAGCAGCACCCCAUCCCAAAGAAUCACAGGACCCAAACCACUGCAGGAUCCAGAAGUGCAAAAACAUGCAAGUCAGAUACUCAGGAAAAUGCUGGAGCAGGAAGAGGCUGAGCUGCAGGACCUGAUGGACGAACACUUGAAGAACCCGUCACCGUCACUGGAGGAGCGGAUCGAAAGUGCCAAGAGAAGAGCCCGCCAAGUCAGGGUGAAGAUUCAGCAGGAUCUGGAGGGAACGCGAUCUGAAUCAGUCACGAGCUACGUCAUAGCAGGAGAAGGACGACUGUCAGUUGACUCAGGUGAAGCAGACUUGGAGGCCUUUGAGAGUCCCCACUCCUCCCCCUCAUUUUCCUUCAGGACCCCCUAUCACCGGCGCCAGAGCUCCGACACACACCCCCUGUCUGACACGGCUGGAAAGGCCCAGAUCAUCAGCCCUGAAGAGGAAGAUGAAGAUGACGGCUACGCAUUUAACGAGAUGGAUGGCCCGUUCCAGGAUAUCGAGUUGUUGAAGUCCCGACCAGCACACAUGACGGUGUUCAUGAGAUACGUGUUCACCCAGCUGCUGGACCCCAACCCUCUGCUGUUUUACCUGACGGUGGAAGCUUACUUGGGCUCCAGCCCUAAAGAUGCUCGUGCUCUUGCACCUCAGAUCUGCUCCCAUUUUCUCGAUCCAGAUGCUCCCCUGAAAGUCAAAGUACGAGAGGAGUAUCUCACAGAUAUUGAGAGUCGACUUCAUGCUCAGGAGGACAUCAGGGGACCUCUGUCUGAGCUCCAGCAGCAGGUGCUGCCAGACAUCCAGGACCAGAUACAGGACUACAGGAACAAGCAGAUGAUGGGUCUGGGCUCGUUAUUUGGUGAGGGAGACCUGCAGCACCUUGAUGGAGACCCGGCGAAGGAGAGACAGGUGGUGGACAAACAGGUCACUGCCCUCUGGGAGAUCCUAUCAAAACAUGAAGAGGACAGAAGCUCUCCUCUGGCGUCAGCUGUGCUCCUGUACCUGCGACACUCCGGCAUCAAGCUGAGAGACUCCAAGGUCUUCCCUGGUCUGAGCACAGAGAAGGAGAAGUGGCUCAUUUUCCUAAAGGCAAAAAAGCUGAGUGGCAACAAGAAGGAGAAGGAUGGAGAGGAUAAAAAGAGAAAUCCCAUCUUGAAGUACAUCGGCAAACCCCGGACCACAUCUCAGUCCACAUUCCAUGUCCCGUUGUCUCCUACUGAAGUUCGACCUGGCAGCGUGAGGAACAUUAUUCAGCAGUUUGAGAGUAGCACAGACGUACCGGGAGAGGAAGGUGGCGACGCUGCGGAGCUGCAGCGUCUCUCCUCCAGCAGUCUGGGAGAAGACGGCGUUGACAGCCCGACGGUCUCGGUGCGUCUGGCACGCAGCGAGUCGUUGAAGGCUCAGGGUGAAGGGCGUCGGCGGGGCGCGGCCUCGGCGACGGAGUCCGUCCCCCGCUCCCGCAGCGAUGUGGACAUGGAGGACUGCGGGGAGGAGAGGGAGCAGCCCGGCCUCCGGCCGCUGCAACACAGCGCCUCCUCGUCCGUGUCCAGCAGCUCUGCUCGGUCUCUAGAGAACCCUACACCCCCAUACACCCCUCGCUCUAGACGCAGGAGUGUGGACUCACCGCUGGCUCUGCUGCCGGAUGCUGCAGCGCUGGAGGAGGACGUGUGUGACGGUCAGAACUGGCAGGACACCGUUCCUCCUCAGCUCCUGGCAACCCUCAGCCCCCGGGAGGUUGACAGGCAGGCCGUCAUAUACGAGCUUUACACCACCGAAGUGUCUCAUCUGCGAACGCUGCGGGUCCUGGACAAGGUUUUCUUCCAGAAGAUGAGGUCUGUGCUGAACUCGGAGGAGCUGGCCUGCAUUUUUCCAAACCUUCACCAGGUCUACGAAUUCCACGCGAGUCUUUGUGAGGCAAUGAAGAAGCGAAGAGAAGCUCCCAUUGUGCAGGACAUCGGGGAUGUUAUGGUGGCCAGGUUUGAAGGUGCAGCCGGAGACGAGUUUCAGGAGCAAGCGGCGCAGCUGUGCUGCCAGCAGUCUCAGGCUCUGGAGCUCAUAAAGAACAAGAAGCGGAAAGACCCUCGCUUCGCUCACCUCAUCCAGGAGUGUGAAUCGAGUCCUCUCUGCCGGAGGCUGCAGCUCAAAGACCUUCUGGUGUCGGAGAUGCAGAGACUCACAAAGUACCCUCUGCUGCUGGACAACAUCAUCAAGCACACGGAUGCCGGUUCAACGGACCUCCCCUCGCUACAGCAUGCACACGCUUGUUGUCGAGGGAUCCUGCAGGCUGUGAACGAGGACGUCAGGGAAACGGAGCGUCGGCAACGCCUCACCCAGUACCAGCGCAGGCUGGACGCUGCCCCUCAAUUCAAGAGUCUGGACCUCACCGCGAAGAGAAUGAUUCACGAAGGUUCUCUCACCUGGAAAAUUAGCAAAGACAAGCAGAUAGAGAUCCAGGCGCUGCUGCUGUCAGAUUGCCUGCUCCUCCUCCAGAAAGGUCCAGACGAUCGGCUGCAGCUACGAUACCCAUCCCGCUGGUUGGGAGGAGGCGGAGGAGUCAGCGGAGACAGCAAGACCUCAUUCAGCCCCCUGGUAAAGCUGGACUCGUUGCUCGUCCGCUCAGUAGCAACAGACAACAAAGCCCUCUACAUCAUCAGCACCACGGAGAGGCAGAUCUACGAGCUGGUGGCGGCGUCGUCAUCGGAGAAGAACACCUGGAAGGAUUUACUAGAAAAGACCAUGGUUUCAGCUGCAGGGUCAUCGCCGCUGAUAAAUCACGGAUCAAUCCGUUUAUCGUCACCGAGCCUUCGAAGUGCGUCCCCCGUCUCCACCAGCAGCAACGUCUUUGGAGACAACUCAAUAACAGAGCAGUCGGACUCCAUGGAGAUCCAGUCCCCCAACGACGACAACGUCUCAGACAACACACCCACAGACCAAUCGGGAGCUUUCAUCCGCGAGGAAGGGCAGGCGGUUGGAGUGGCAGAGGCGGCUUUACAAGACGUGGAAACGCUACGCCAGCUCAUAUUACGAGAUUUAGAAGAGGACGGUUGGAGCCACGAUUCGGACGACACUCCAACCAACGAAACGUCCAACGGCACGAGCUCCCUUGCCGAGCGGCGGCAGCCAGAGUCCCUGGAGACCGUCCUCAAUUACAGCAUCAGUGAGUGGGAGGUGGAAACGGAGGAAUCUGCACUGUCGGACGUGGGAGAAGCCGGCGUUCAGGUCGUCAGAAAAGCUGUGGUUGUGGGUCCUCCUGCUCCUUCUUCUUCUGUCACUGAUGAUGUCAAACUCCUCUCCAAUCAAUCGUCGACAAGCGAGGCCAAAACGCAGGGGAACACUUUCUACUUGGUCAUGCCCAGCGCGCAGGGAGAGAGCAUCACUGACGACCCGGCUGACCCUCCCACCCCCACCGCCACCGACCCCCCCCUCCCUCUGGAGGAGGGGAUGUCUGUGGAGACCCAGCCAGAGGAAAGUCCUGCCUGCUUUCCAGACCUCGCGCAGUCGGCGCCUCUGCAGCUGGAGCCAGAAGAGGAUCCGGGUCUCUCACAGGCUGGCCAGCAGAGUCAUGUGGUCAAAAAUGUGGAUGAGAUUUUUCACACAAUUGAAGGUUUGAUGAGCAAGUUGCACAAGCUGAAGGAAAUCGAGAAAGCCCAUCACAAGCUCCUGGAAACGCUUCGAGAUUCCUCUGGCGGUCAGGAGUCAGAGGAAGAGCACUGUCACUCAGCAACCGUCUCCCGGACGCCGUCUAUGGACCGCAGCUCACAACACGACAAAGAGGGAAGUCCUGCAGAAGGUAAAAUUCUGUCGACUGGCUUCUGAGGGCUGAGCCGAGCGUCACUGCUGGCACACGGAUGCACCCGUACCUUAACAACCCUAACGACUGUCAGACUCCACAACUCUCCUCCCCUCAUCCCAGUGGGCUUCUUUCUCCUCGUCAUACCUAGAAGGUGUUUCUGAACGUUUUCAAAGUCUGCACAGCCUUUUCCCCCGAACCUGGGCGGAAACCGAGGGAGGGGGGGGGUGAAGGAAUAAAAAGACGGAAGAGAAGUUGACUGGUUGAAAAGGAACAAAACAAGUUGGAAUGAUUUGAAAGUGUGAGAAAUGACCAAGCUGGAUAUCUGUGAAGGAAAACGACUGGUAUGUUUUGCUGGUUGAAGGAAGGAAGUCGGAAAGUGGCGAAAAAGUGAACUUUAAGGAAAUUCUCCAAGGGACCCUUCACACCCACCCCCAGCACUUUACCCACAAUGCAUCUCUGUGUGGCAUUUGUCCUCUUGCAGUGGACAAAUCAGGGACUGGAGGAUUCGGACCUCGCCCCCCCCUCCCUCCUCCACUAUUUGCUUUACACUAAGUUCACCUGGCACCUCGGCCGAAGGACUGUGUGUCUAUUUAAUUCAGGUUAUUUGCACUGGGUAAGGAAACCAAGGUCUCACACGCACACGCGAGCAUCACUUAACUCACUCUCACACGUCACUCUGCAGGAAAAAACACUCAAGAGAUUUUUGCUCGGAUGCUUUACGUUCCUUUUAUGCAACAGGAAGGCGGAUUAUUCUGAGAAACAUGAUAGAAAGGUUGCGUUGAUCGUGCAGUUUAACUUUGGGAAACACUACUGCGCUGUUUACUACUGAGAUGCUGGCAGGUUUGAUUCCCACGUGUGCCGGGAUCUCGGCGAGAUUUGGAGAGGUUCACGUCAAGAUGGAAAACUGGCAGUGUGGGGUGAGGAAACGAGGACAACAGAUUCAAACAGAAACUUGAAUUUUCAUUCAAACUGCUGCCAAAUAUUGCGCUGAGACGGCUCGGCCGUGCAUCCUUGAGCCCUCUCCUAAGUAUUGUGUAAAUACUGUGAACCAGCAGCUGCUCCACAACCAAGCACCAACACUCGAAUCCUUGUCCGCGUUCAAAACCGCACUCUGCACCGAGUAGUUUUUGUUUUCAUGGGAAAGAUGAGCUUAUAUUUAGAGAUAGUGUGAUAUUUUUGCAAAAGAAAACACUCACUUUCAUGCCUUUUUCUGCCGGUUAAUAUCUAAACUGGAACCAGCCGUGCCCCGAAGCCACCUGCCGUUUAUCCCUGGAGUCGUCCGUCUCCAGACCGCAGCAAGGUAGCGCCAACGAAACCCAACGAGAUCGAACCAUUACGUUGUACAUAGCUGAGAGGAUUUCAUUACUGAUGAACGGUAACAGUCUAGUCAUUAUGUUUGAAGACAAAAAGAAGUUAUUUUCGACAUAAAAGUCACGUUUAAUCACGUUUAAACGCUGCGUGCGCAUGAGCAUUACAGAAGACGUGGAACAGGGCUGGACUAAAACCUGCGUGAGGGCUUUACAACGUGUCCGUGACCGCAGCGGCUCAACCUGUCUUCCUGCAGGCCCACUAAAGCUUCGUUUUUCUUCUACAGACAGAUAAAUAAGCAUUUCCCAGAAGUCAGACUAUUUAAGGAUUUCUGUAUCUGUCGGGAAUGUUGUCCUGGACUGGUUGAGACAUACGUAGCCAGCAAAGACUGACACUAAAACCAAGUGCUUUUCUCUUCUUUUUUUUGCCCGUUUAAAACAUCACAUUGGUACUAAUUGGAAUUAAUGCCAGGAAGUAAAUACGUAUUCAAACUUAGCACUUCCUGGCAGGAAGGUUGUUUUUGUUUUUUCCCUUUUCAUUUGUACAAGUGUGUGUUUUUAAGUCUCAUCGAUUCUGUCAUGAAGCGUGGCAGAAGCACGCUGGGCCGAUUAGAGCAAGAACCAAACGUUGAGAACCCUGACCCGGCCCGCUUGUAGGUUUUGUAACAGCGGAGCCAUAAGACGGUCACAAAUGUACAAAAAUGAUCAAAUGAAGCUUCAAAAACGUCCUUAAUCACAGGGGAUUCUGAAUUCACUUUGAAAGGAUUUGUUCUGAGAUGGAAAAGUUCGACCAAAGUGAAAUAUUUCCUCAGUUAUAAAAAAAGGGAAAACUUUCUUUUUCUUCACAUUUUGGCUGCUGAUUUUCAGGCACCUCAGAUUAGGAAACAUUUUAUUGAUCCCACUUAGAACCUUUUUUUUUUUUUUUUAAGCCAGCAGACAUUUAUUGAACACUACAUUUUAUACUUUAUUUAGCACAAAAGAGACUGAUGAUAUGAGCUGGUUGAAUCAGAAUCUCUUCUAACAAUCAUCUCGUCUGGAUUUUCUCCUCUGACAUCAGCGUUUCUCUCCCUUGUUUCUACCUCUACACUUCUGUGUGUCUUCCUUUCCAUACUUUAAUCUAAGCGUCUUUCCUUGUUUGAAUAAAGAAAAAAACUAAUUCCAUGUUUUUGUUAAAUCUUGCACAACCUGCACAUCCAACAUUUCCCAGCACAGUGCAAACUACUGUAUGCAUAAACACAUCUUUAUCAUCUCAUUGUCUUUUGUGUCUAAAGAAAUUGCUCACAUGUAAUAUAGAGGGAUCAGACCCACUUGUUUUAUAUAUGUUAAUUUUUUUUCUGUAAAGCCUUAGUCCUUGUAUUUGAUUUUAUUUUUGUAGAUAUGAUUUAAAAAAAAUGUAUAAAUUAUUUUUUCCUCCUGUUUUUUAAGAUUGGUGAGAUUGUUAGAUGCACAGAAAGCAAAAAGAUCUUGUGUGUCAGAUUCACGUGUUCUGUGAGAUUAAAGUGAAGAAACUGGAUUAAAUGAACUGGCUGGUGUGGACUGUUUAAUCAGAUUUGAAGCGUGGAUGACACGCUUUUCACCAAAGUCACCUUAGCUCUGCUUCAAUUGGACUGAAAACCUUUUCGUGUCAGCAUGUUGAAAGAACGCUAUCAGAUGAGUUGAAAGAAGCAUUUAUUUUAACAUCUUCAGAUUUAAAAUGACGUGUGUGGCAGGGUGGAGGUGCAGCCACUCAGGUGAUUGGACACAGGUGGGCCCCAUCAACCUCUCCACCCUGCCUGCCUUCAUAAGGCGUGGCUGCACAGCAGCAGGAGGUCUCCCUGUGAAGGUGCUGGUGGAUGUGUGUCUGCAGUGAAGGAGUA
Molecule: messenger RNA, 8768 nt
Organism: Cololabis saira (Pacific saury)
Lineage: Eukaryota; Metazoa; Chordata; Actinopteri; Beloniformes; Belonidae
Gene: arhgef11
Product: Rho guanine nucleotide exchange factor (GEF) 11
Exons: 42
Coding region: 1312-5628 (1438 amino acids)
Biological process (GO): intracellular signal transduction; G protein-coupled receptor signaling pathway
Cellular component (GO): cytoplasm
Molecular function (GO): G protein-coupled receptor binding; guanyl-nucleotide exchange factor activity
Source: RefSeq, a predicted model, not a curated record